UGAAAUAUUUGGCGUUUGAUCACAUUCAUUUCCAGACCCAUAGCUUAGAAUGUUAGAAUGCCUCCAGCCUCUAUCGCAAUGGGACUCUCCAGACCCCCAAUAAACAAACCCACAUUGAUCCCAGCAACAGCCGAUAGCAACCCAACUGCAAACACAAGCCAUUUCCAUCCAAGCGAGACUGACGGGACACGACCUGUCGCUUUGCCUCUGGUCUUUCAGCAACCCCCUGCAUAUUCUAGCCCUCCCAGCCGCAUGCCGAUCGCGCGCCCGGAAUUUGAGUCUCAUUUCCGUGCUUCCAGGAUGUCCUUCCUGGCUGACUGGAUUGUGCGCCUGACUCAGCCCUUGCCCUGAGCCCUAACCGAUUAUACUGUAGGUACGGAGUACGGGGUACGGAGACAUGUUGGUUGAUGCCUUACGGUGUCAUUCAAUGCAUGCUGGAGGGAUCAUACUAGCCCAAACAACCCGCUGUACAUUCCCACAUGGUUUGGAUCAUGGAAUUCUCAGCCUAUCGUUUGGACCAACCAUGGAUUCAGAUAAUACUGCUACGGAGACAACAGAUUCUGCAGGUUUCCGCCCGCCAGUCGGAUCGUGAUG
Messenger RNA from Aspergillus sclerotioniger CBS 115572, 594 nucleotides. RefSeq lists its product as uncharacterized. Bases 58 to 351 code for a protein of 97 amino acids. Lineage: Eukaryota; Fungi; Ascomycota; Eurotiomycetes; Eurotiales; Aspergillaceae. The record is from RefSeq and is a predicted model, not a curated record. The transcript has a single exon.